UGUAGAAUACACAACUCCAUAAAAAUCCAUUUCUUCCCAACCAUCCAAUCUCAGAGUAAGAGUGAAGAACUCCUUUAAAACGAAUCUCAUUCCCAGUCAUCAAAAUUUAACAUAUUUUUCAAAAUGGUCUCUUUUCUCAUCUCAUUGUUGGACAUUAUCAAGCUUGUUAUUGCUUCCGUGACCUCCUUAGUCUUCUUAGCCUUUUCCGGUCUAACAUUCGCUGGUUUAGCCGUGGCAUUAUUUGUAUCCACACCGCUUUUCAUCAUAUUCAGCCCGAUUCUCGUACCCGCGACUAUAUCCACUACUCUCCUAGCCUCCGGGCUUGUGGCCGGUACCAGCCUCGGACUGACCGCCAUUGGACUCAUCAUGAGGCUCAUUAAGCCUGCGGGAAGAACUUCGUUGCUUUUUUCAUCCCCAACACCGUUGAAUUUGGUAAAAUAUUCAGGUCAAUUUGAGGGAUCGGUGUUAGGAAAAACAUAUACUGGAACAUUCGAUAACCAAUCGGGAGGUGGAAUUAAGUGGACUGUGACUUGGGGUAGUCGAACUUUUUCUGGAACAAUCCCAUUACCAGCGGCUGCUGCACCUGCGGCUGAAGCUGCACCUGCGGCUGAAGCUGCACCUGCGGCUGGAGCUGCACCUGCUGCUGGAGCUGCACCUGCGGCUGGAGCUGCACCGGCUGGAGCUGCACCUGCACCGGCUGGAGCUGCACCUGCGGCUGGAGCUGCACCACACGCGUGGUAAGGAACAUUGUUCGAGCUGUUCCAGCAUUCAUGUAGCAUACGUAAAUUAAUUGCGUGAAAAAUUAAUGAUUUGUGACUCAAAAACAAAAGAAAACAAGCCUACGUAAUGGUGAGUAAAAGUAAAAGACUUUUAUAAUAUAAAGUUUAUUGGAAAAACAAUGAGGCAACACUUAAUUGCA
Messenger RNA from Raphanus sativus (radish), 919 nucleotides. RefSeq names its product oleosin-B2-like. Gene Ontology annotation, biological process: sexual reproduction; lipid storage. Gene Ontology annotation, cellular component: membrane; extracellular region; monolayer-surrounded lipid storage body. The record is from RefSeq and is a predicted model, not a curated record. The transcript is spliced from 2 exons. Bases 124 to 741 code for a protein of 205 amino acids. Lineage: Eukaryota; Viridiplantae; Streptophyta; Magnoliopsida; Brassicales; Brassicaceae.